GUUCCCUUCCGGUUUUUCAAUUGCAACAAUGGAGAAAAGGAAGACGCCAAAUGCUUUCGCAUGAAUCUCUUCGACCGCCAAAGCGCACUUCCCUCCAUCCAUAAAUCGACAACGCCGUCCCUCUGCUUCCCCUCCACCGCCGUCCCUCCCCCUCCGUCUUCUUCCUCUGUUUCCUUCCUCCUCCUCCUCCUCUUCUUCUUCAUCCUCUUCAAGCUCUCGAUCGGUUUGAACUCAAUCCGUCCUCCGAUCCUUGUGGCUUGAGCUUGACGCUGUACGUCGUUGAUGGAGCAAGCGUUGCUGGAUGACGUCAUCAAGCGGCUGCUGGAGGUCCGCGGCCGGCCCGGGAAGCAGGUCCAGCUCUCGGAGUCGGAGAUUCGGCAGCUCUGCCUCGUCUCCAAGGACAUCUUCAUGCGGCAGCCCAGUCUGCUGGAGCUCGAAGCUCCCAUUAAGAUUUGUGGUGAUGUUCAUGGUCAAUAUUCUGACCUCCUGAGGCUUUUUGAGUACAAUGGGUUACCUCCUCAGACGAACUACCUGUUUUUGGGGGACUAUGUGGACCGUGGCAAGCAGAGUCUUGAGACUAUAUGCUUGCUCCUUGCCUACAAGAUAAAGUACCCCGAGAACUUUUUCCUACUGAGGGGAAACCAUGAAUGUGCUUCUGUGAAUCGUAUCUACGGGUUUUAUGAUGAGUGCAAGAGAAGGUUUAAUGUCCGGCUGUGGAAGACAUUCUCGGACAGUUUUAACUGCCUUCCAGUGGCAGCCUUGAUUGAUGAGAAGAUAUUGUGCAUGCACGGUGGCCUUUCCCCUGACUUGCACGAUCUGGACCAAAUCAGAAAUAUGCAAAGACCCACUGACGUGCCAGAGACAGGUCUCCUCUGUGACCUUCUUUGGUCAGAUCCCAAUAAAGAUGCAAAGGGAUGGGGUUUGAAUGAUAGAGGGGUUUCGUACACUUUUGGAGCAGAUGUGGUGACAGAGUUUCUUGAGAAGCAUGAUUUGGAUCUCAUAUGCCGGGCCCACCAGGUAGUUGAGGACGGAUAUGAGUUCUUUGCUGACAGGCAGCUAGUUACUAUAUUUUCGGCUCCUAAUUAUUGUGGGGAGUUUGACAAUGCUGGGGCAAUGAUGGGUGUUGAUGAGACACUAAUGUGCUCCUUCCAAAUACUAAAGCCUGGGGAUAAAAAGCCCAAGCCCAACUUUGGUGGCUCAACUGCUGGAACGCCUCUGAAUUCUCCAUCAAUGACCUCUUUUGGAAGCACAGUUACAGCUAAACCCGGAAAUUUACCGGCUGGGGUGAAGUCGAUUCUUGGUUCCAGAGCAUGAGAACUGGGUAAGCAGAUGAAGACGACCAGCAAAAUAUAUUGGAAAAACAUGAAAACAGUCGGGCUAAUGGACCAGUUAAUGGAGGGCACCUAUACAUAGGUUCACAAACAUAUGCUCUAGAUGUAUAAAAGUGAGGAGGUACGUAUCAGAAACUAGUACAUAGAGAUAGUUUCCCUCCCUUCACGUAAAAGUCGGGCUUUCAUGAAGGCUGUCAUCUCUUUCCUCUUAUACACAUAAAAUUUCCGAUAUUUGCGAUUUAAUUUAGAGGAAGAAUGCCGCUUGAACAUCAGUUCUUUCCCCCUUGCUUUGGAUCACUCUCUAUACGAGUCGAGUUGUAACUGGUGAUUGGAUUGGAAUGAUAUUCUGAAAGCAUUUACUGCUUCUGUCUUCUGUUAUUGGUGAGGUUUGGUUAUACUGGAAAAGGAGAAAACCGUCAUUGAAAGGUGCUUCUGUA
Messenger RNA from Punica granatum (pomegranate), 1768 nucleotides. Lineage: Eukaryota; Viridiplantae; Streptophyta; Magnoliopsida; Myrtales; Lythraceae. The record is from RefSeq and is a predicted model, not a curated record.